This is a messenger RNA of Oncorhynchus tshawytscha (Chinook salmon), 3552 nucleotides long. Its product is annotated as tetratricopeptide repeat protein 7A-like. Gene Ontology annotation, molecular function: protein binding. The coding region runs from base 344 to 3010 and encodes 888 amino acids. NCBI's taxonomy places the organism in Eukaryota, Metazoa, Chordata, Actinopteri, Salmoniformes, Salmonidae. Gene Ontology annotation, cellular component: plasma membrane. Gene Ontology annotation, biological process: protein localization to plasma membrane; phosphatidylinositol phosphate biosynthetic process. The transcript is spliced from 21 exons. The record is from RefSeq and is a predicted model, not a curated record.
UGAGAAGUAAACACAUCUGACAAGCAAAUGUCAACCUUUCAUAGGGAAAAUGAAGCCGCCAAAUUUAUUUUCCGAAGAUUUGAGGUUGGAUUAGAUAUAGAAAACUGUCCUGUGAUAGCUUGUAUUCGUAGGUAAUGCACUUGACCUAAGCACUAGUUUGCUGUGUUAGCUAGUCAAGUGCCUCGAACUGUCGUUUUGUAAUGCUGUUGUGAAAGACGAUUUAGCAGCCGUCCUGUGAAACUAUGGUUGCUAAAAUGUGUUCUGCCACCAGGUCAAGUCCGCAGUUACUCCCCGGGUAUCAGGGGAGUACGGUCACCGAGACAGAUCGGGAUCUAGAGCGGGCAUGGCAACCAGCAGGGUCUCCUUCUCGCAAUACCGUCUGGAAGCGGAGAUCGACCGCUACAGAGCUGAGUGCCAGUGGGACAAGAUACCCCCUAUCGUAGAGCAACUAGUGGCCGCACGAUUUCACGAAGACGAUGACUACGGGACGCUGUUAUUGGCCGAGGCCCUUCUGGAGGAGUGUCUACAGGACAACCUGAGUCUUUUACGCAACGCCACUCCUUUGACGGACAUCAACCAGCCCAAACUGUCCCGUUCCAAGGGCUACCUCAACUCCAUUCUGAGCAGGGGACGGCUGGUGCCCAGGCACCUGAACGAGGCUCUUCUCCUGAUGGCCAAAAUACACUAUGUCCAGGGCUGUUACCAUGACGCACAGGGCAUGUGUGCAAGGGUGGGUAUAGAUGAGCUGACGGGGGAUGAGCAGCCCCUCUACCACCUGCGUCUGCUCGCAGAGGCCUUUGUCAUCAAAGGUCUGUCCCUGGACCACCAGGCAGUGUCAGCUGCCUCCCGUGUCCGUCUGUCUGAGAGAGAGGAGGAAUGUCUUUCCUGCUACCUGAGGGCCUGUGACACCUCUCUCGUUUACCUGCAAGAACUCGACAAGCAGAUGGUGGUCAACCCUAGUUCUAAAGCAGCUAAGACCGGUUUGGUCCCUCUACCACUGGACAUUGACCUGGGCUUCUUCCAGCAGGCGGCUCUACAGAGUGCAUACCUGUGCCUGCUGCAUAGGGGGCACCUGGCCCAGGGAGCCCACCAGCUGCGCAGGGUCCUCAGGGUGGUGGAGUCUCGAGGCUCCCAGAGCUUCAGGAAGGCUGCAGCGCGGAAGCUAGCUGAGGUGUUGCUGAGCUCGGUGAGUGAGGACAGCUACUGGGCGCCCAUGUCUCUCCCACCCUCCGCCUGGCUGCAGAGAGAAGGGAACGCCGGCCCAAAGGAUGCCAUGUACCCCUCUCCCAAACCACCCCAACGCUACAGUACUGACAGCGUCUUCUGUCCCCAGGACGUGGUUGAGGAGGCCGUGCUCCUGCUGCUCAUCACAGAGUCUACGGCCAGCGGAGACGCAGUCAUCAGCCGAGCCCCCGACCAUAGGGAGGAGCGGGAGACCAGUCUGCAGGACGCCACCUCUGUCUACGACCUGCUGAGCAUCGGCAUGGCCAGGAGGGGGCAGUAUGCCAUGCUGUCUGAGUGUCUGGAACGGGCCAUGAAGUUCUCAUUUAAUGAGUUCCACCUCUGGCACCAGUUGGGCUUGUCACUCAUGGCAUGUGGAAAGGGUGUGGGCGCCGUGUCUGUGCUCAAGGAGUGUGCCAGGAUGAGACCCGAGGACCCCUCACUGCCCAUGUUGGCCGCCAAAGUCUGCAUCGGCCAACUGCACUGGCUGGAGGAGGCUGAGGCCCUGUCUCAGAGUGUGGUGUCCAUGGGAGAGGAGGCUGCAGAGUUCCUGUCCCGUGCGUACCUGACUGUGGGGCUGUGCUGCAGUCUGCAGGCCUCUGACGCCACUCUGAAAGCUGAUCGGGAUGGGUUCAACAGACGAGCACUGCAAAAUCUGCAUAAAGCCCAUGCACUGGAUCCCCAUGAUGCUAAGAUUGCUCUCUACCUGUCUCUCCAGCUGGCUCUUGUACGCCAGGUGGCAGCUGCCAUGGAUCCCCUGCAGGUGGCUCUGUCUCUGCGUGGGGACGACCUGCACUCCCUCCACCUACUGACCCUUCUGCUUAGUGCCCAGAAACACCACCAACAUGCCCUCGAAACCCUCACACUAGCGCUCAGCCAACAUCCUGAGAACUUCAAUCUGCUGUUCACUAAGGUGAAGCUGGAGGAGGCUCUGUAUGGGCCGGGCGUAGCACUCCAGACCUGCCAAGACAUGCUGCAGCUAUGGCAGAGCCGCUAUGACUUCACACGUACCAGUGAGGGGGAUGACAGCAGCAGUAUCCACCCACCAGAGCCACUUCCACUCAACCGCAAACCCAGUGGCCUCCACCUCACCCUGCCAGACUUCCAGGACAGUGAGACUGGUUCUCAGAGCGGUCCGUCCAUUGCUCUUUCCCGCCUGGAGCAUGCCAUGUCAGAGGUGUCAGCCAUCAGCUCCGCCCACAAACAGGGCCCCACCUACAUCUGGACCACCCUGGAGCGCAUCUGGCUGCAAGCAGGAGAGUUGUUCAUGGCAGAGGGGCGUGUGAAGGAGGCCCAGUUCUGUGUGCAGGAGGCAGCUGUGCUCUUCCCCAACUCCCACUCCGUGCUGCUGCUAAGGGGCCGGCUGGCCGAGCUCAAAGGGAACCAGGACGAGGCCAAGGGUUUGUACGAUGAAGCCCUGGCCAUUCACCCCAACGGACACCGCAUACUGCUGCACCUGGUGAGAGAGAGAGACACACACAUACAGGCCAGUUGUUGGUGCGGUGUGGGCGUGUGGGUCUGGGGGAGAAGGUGCUGCGGGAUGCGGUGCAGGCCCAGAGCACGUCCCACGAGGCGUGGAGCGGCCUGGGGGAGGCCCUGCAGUCACAGGGCAGCAGCCAGGCUCCAGACUGCUUCCUCACAGCCCUGGAGCUGGAGUCCUCCUGUCCCAUCAGGCCCUUCACCAUCAUACCCCGCGAGCUGUGAGGAGCAGACAGAGGGUACUACUGUAUUACACACUCACAUACAUAUAUAUAUACACACACACACACACACACACACACGCGUAUGAUCAUUUACACGUGCAAAUUGGUGCAAUAUAUCUUCUCUUGCCCUUUUUCACUCUUUUUGCUCUCUAUCUCUCCUCCCUUCCCCCUCUCCCUUUUAUCUACUCUCUUCAUCUUUAUCUAUGUCUAUGCACUCAUAAUAAUUGCUCACAUGCACUCAUGGACAAGUCAAGUGUAUGGUGACACUGUUAUACAGACCGUAUACACCCACUACACUGUUAUACAGACCGUAUACACCCACUACACUGUUAUACAGACCGUAUACACCCACUACACUGUUAUACAGACCGUAAUCAUCCACUACACUGUUAUACAGACCGUAUACAUCCACUCUCAGGGAUCAUUCCUAUAGUAUCAUUCCAUUUUAUUCUCAUUGACUGAGAGCCUUCAGCCUGUGUAUGUAACUGACAUAAUGGAUUAUGUUCAAAUCACUAGUUGUUUGUAUUGUAUAUUUCUGUAUUAUUAAUAUUAUGAUUCAUUGUGUGUGUGUGUGUUGUUUUAAAUGCAUUUGUCCAUCUUUGUCCUCAUAAACAAUGACUUAAAUCAC